Messenger RNA from Hyaena hyaena (striped hyena), 2370 nucleotides. RefSeq names its product calpain 9 (gene CAPN9). Gene Ontology annotation, molecular function: calcium-dependent cysteine-type endopeptidase activity; calcium ion binding. The record is from RefSeq and is a predicted model, not a curated record. Bases 1 to 2073 code for a protein of 690 amino acids. Lineage: Eukaryota; Metazoa; Chordata; Mammalia; Carnivora; Hyaenidae. Gene Ontology annotation, cellular component: cytoplasm. Gene Ontology annotation, biological process: proteolysis. The transcript has 20 exons.
AUGCCCUACCUCUAUAGGGCCCCAGGGCCCCAGAAGCACCCGGUUCCCAAGGACGCGCGCACCACCCACUCCUCAGGCCAGAGCUUCGAGCAGCUGAGGCAGGAGUGCGUGCAGAAGGGCAUCCUGUUUGAGGACGCAGACUUCCUGGCCAACAGCUCCUCUCUCUUCUACAGCGAGAGGCCCCAGAUCCCCUUCGUGUGGAAACGGCCAGGGGAAAUAGUGGAAAACCCAGAAUUCAUUCUUGGAGGAGCCACCAGGACAGAUAUCUGCCAGGGGGAGCUUGGCGACUGCUGGCUAUUAGCUGCCAUUGCCUCCCUGACGCUUAAUGAAAAAGCUCUGGCUCGAGUCGUCCCCCAGGACCAAAGCUUUGGGCCCGGGUAUGCCGGGAUAUUCCACUUCCAGUUCUGGCAGCACAGCGAAUGGCUGGAUGUGGUCAUCGAUGACCGACUGCCCACCUUCAGGGACCGCCUGAUCUUCCUCCACUCUGCUGACCACAGAGAGUUCUGGAGUGCUCUGCUGGAAAAAGCCUAUGCCAAGCUGAAUGGUAGCUAUGAGGCUCUGAAGGGAGGCAGCGCCAUCGAAGCGAUGGAAGACUUCACGGGGGGUGUAGCAGAGACCUUCGCAACUAAAGAGGCUCCAGAGAACUUCUAUGAGAUUCUAGAGAAGGCCUUGAAAAGGGGCUCUCUUGUGGGCUGCUCCAUUGAUAUCCGAAAUGCUACAGAAUCUGAAGCCCGGACACCUUUUGGUCUCAUUAAGGGCCAUGCCUACACUGUGACGGGAAUUGACCAGGUAAACUUCCGAGGCCAGAAAACGGAGCUCAUCAGAGUCAGGAACCCUUGGGGCCAGGUUGAGUGGAAUGGGUCCUGGAGUGACAGUUCCUCCGAGUGGCUCUCCGUUGGACCAGCUGAGCAGAAGCGCUUGUGUCACACGGCUCUCGACGAUGGGGAAUUCUGGAUGGCGUUUAGGGACUUCAAGUCCCACUUUGACAAAGUAGAAAUCUGCAACCUCACUCCUGACGCCCUGGAAGAGAAUGCUGUCCACAAAUGGGAGGUGAUGGUCCAUCAAGGAAGCUGGGUACGGGGCUCCACCGCCGGGGGCUGCCGCAAUUUCCUAGAUACCUUCUGGACCAAUCCACAAAUAAAAUUGUCCCUGACUGAGGAAGACGAGGGACAGGAGGACUGCACUUUCCUUGUAGCCCUGAUGCAGAAGGAUCGAAGGAAACUCAAGAGGUUUGGUGCCGACAUGCUGACCAUUGGCUAUGCCAUUUACCAGAGCCCCCGCAAAGACGAACACCUGAACAAAGACUUCUUCAAGUACCAUGCUUCCCAGGCCAGAAGCAAAACGUUCAUCAACUUGAGAGAAGUCUCGGACCGUUUCCAGCUGCCCCCUGGGGAGUACAUCCUGAUUCCCAGCACUUUUGAGCCCCAUCAGGAAGCUGAUUUCUGCCUGAGGAUUUUUACGGAGAAGAAAAUUAUCACCCAGGACAUGGAUGGAGAUGUGAACAUUGACCUUCAUGAGCCUCCGAAGCCGACUCCAGCUGGCCAGGAGACAGAGGAGGAACUGCAGUUCCGGGCCCUGUUUGAACAAGUUGCCGGUGAGGACAUGGAGGUGACCGCAGAGAAACUGGAAUAUAUUUUAAAUGCUGUGCUGCAAAAGAAAAAGGACAUCAAAUUCAAGAAGCUGAGCCUGAUUUCCUGUAAAAACAUCAUUUCCCUAAUGGACACCAGCGGCAACGGGAAGCUGGAGUUCGGAGAGUUCAAGGUGUUCUGGAACACGUUGAAGAAGUGGACAAGCCUGUUCCUUCAGUUCGAUGCUGAUAAGUCUGGCACCAUGUCCUCCUAUGAGCUGCGGACCGCCCUGAAAGCCGCAGGCUUCCAGCUGAGCCGUCACCUCCUGCAGCUGACUGUCCUCAGGUACACAGACGAGGAACUCCAGCUGGGCUUCGAUGACUUCCUCAACUGCCUGGUCCGGUUGGAGAACGCAAGCCGGGUGUUCCAGGCGCUCAGUACGAAGAACAAGGAGUGCAUUCAUCUCAGCAUAAACGAGUUUAUCAGCUUGACAAUGAACAUCUGAGGCUUCCCUGGCAAAGACGCAGCCUGUCCAGCUGAGUCUUGACUUCUGGACCGUGAACUUCAGAACGUUUCCUGGUGGGGAGCUCUCCUCCCCUUAUCCAACCUCCUCCUCUCCCUGCCCCCCCAUCCUCAUCUUGGAAGAAUGAAAUGCACUCAGCUCUGACCUCUGAUUUUAUGCUAUUUCUUUGUACAAUCACUUCCCCAAGAUGGCUGGUGCCACCACCUGCACCUUAUCCUCAGCUUCAGGCAUUGCUUCCUCCUACCUUCCCUGCCUCUUCCCACUACUAAUUGUCCUAGC